Funneliformis geosporum is the source of this 2286-nucleotide messenger RNA. The record is from the annotation of a GenBank genome assembly. NCBI's taxonomy places the organism in Eukaryota, Fungi, Glomeromycota, Glomeromycetes, Glomerales, Glomeraceae.
AUGUCGAAAAAAAAAAUAGUUAUAGAAAAAACCAUAUCCGAAUUCCUUGACGAAAAACUUCUCUCCCUCAAAAUUAAAAUAUAUCGGGAUGAUGAAUUUGAAAAUGUUAGUUCCAUUGAUUCGAAAAGGUUCGGGAAGGCUAAAAGCGCAGUUAUUAAAGAAGGGGGAUUGUCUGUAAUCUUUAAACGGAUUGACAUCGAAAAUAUUGAUAUUCGCGAAUACGUUCAAGAGAGCUCAGAAAAUCAAAAUGAACUUUAUUCCACAAUGCUAAUACAUGUUUCAUCGUUAUCCAAGAUCAAAUUAAUACGGGAUGCUGGUUCGAAUAAAUCCGUAUUAGAAUUUGUUGGAGUUCUUAAAGAUAGAUUUGAUGAUGAUUACUAUUUCGUAUUUGAAUCUGUCGAUUGUAGGACUCUUGGUAAAUAUUUGCAAUUCAAUGAAUUGGAUUGGAAGCAAAAGGUUAAGAUUGCUUAUGAAAUUGCGAAUGCUUUAAAAUUCCUACACGAAAAGAACAUUUAUCAUAAAAAUUUGACGACGGGUAAUAUAUUAUAUGAUAAUGAAACCGAAAACAUUAAAUUGAUCAAUUACAGUUUAUUUAAACGGGAAAGGGCUCCUAAAAAAAGCAGCUUUGUAAAGAAAUUACGAUUUUGGAAACGUGAUAAAGAUGAACCAAAUCAGUAUCCCAAAGAGUAUGAUAUUUAUUGUUUAGGAAGCAUUUUAUUUCAACUUACGCAAAACGUCAAAAAUAAUUAUGUUGGGGAUUGGGAAAAAUUUUUGAAAUAUUAUCCACCGGAAAAUGUACAGGAUAAGUACAAGCAAAUCUGCAAAGCUUGUUGCCGUAAAGAGUUGAAUGCUCGACCCAACAUACAAUAUGUUGUUAAUGAUUUAUAUAAUGCAUUACAAAGUGUAAAUAACGUACCAAGUUCAAAACAAAGUACACAUAGCGAACAAAGUACCGAAAAGGAAAUUCAUCGUUCCAAUACAACAAGCGUGAAGAGAAAUAGACCUAUACCAACUUCUUCGAAAAGACACACCGUCAACGUUCCAUUUAAAGAUAAUAACACAUCCACUACGUUAAACGAUGAAAAUACUUUAUCACAAUCAUCUACAUUUGUUUACCAAUCACCAUCACGCUCAAAAAAAUCCGAUGUCAUUCCUCAACAAAUUUCAUACCUUUCACCCUAUGAGCCUGAUAUUUUCAUUCCUCAAUCAACAUCUUAUACUUAUACUUCACCCCAUAAUCCGGUUAAACCGCCUCCUACAUAUCCAAAAACCUCACCAAUUAUGACCUCUUCUUUAAUAACUCAAGAUUUUAUUACUGAAAUGUAUGAUGAAUUUCAUAAUAAAGUUGCCAAUUGCAAGAUGGAACUUUCACAACUAAAUGACGAUUGUGUAUUAGAUUAUUUAAACAAAGCAGGUCAAAGUGAAAAUAAAGUGUUUGAAUAUAUUAAGGCAAAACAAUCCUUUACGAUCAACUUGGUACUAUUAGCAUUAUUUCAUCAACUCGGCAUUGGAACUCCUGUAAAUGCACGAAAAGCUUUUGAAUUGUAUAAGGAAGCGUCAACAAAUAAUACAUUUGCGGCUUAUGUAGUAGGGGAAUGUUUUCUUUAUGGUCAAGGAAUCUCAAAAAACGUGGCGGAAGCUUAUAAAUUUUAUAAAAAAUCUGCCGAAGGUGGAUUUGCACCAGCUUAUAAGAAGGUAGGAUUAUGUUAUGAUAUGGGAACGGGUGUAGCAGUUGAUAAAGAAAAAGCUUUUUAUUGGAUUGAAAAAUCCGCUGAGGCGGAUGAUAAUUAUGGUCAAUAUACUUUAGGAAGGUUUUAUGAGAUUGGGAAUGGAUGUGAAAAGGAUGAAAGUAUGGGAUUCGCAUGGUAUGUAAAAGCAGCAGAUCAAGGAAUAACGGCUGCAUUACAUAAAGUGGGAAUCUGCUAUAAAUAUGGAAUAGGUACUUCGAUAAAUACGUAUAAAGCAGUUGAACACUUUAAAAGAGCAGCCAUGGAAGGAUGUCAACACAGUCAAGUUCUUUUAGGACAAGCGUAUGAAUUGGGUUCAGAUAUCGAAAAGAAUGAUCGAGAAGCCUUAAAAUGGUUUCGAAUGGCCUCCGAUCAAAAUUACGAUUUGGGACACUAUCACCUUGGAAGAUGUUAUGACUUUGGUAUUGGAGCUGGUAUAGAUUGGCACAAAGCAUUAGAAUUUUAUCAAAAAGCUUCUGUUAAUGGAAAUAUUUUGGCCAUUUCAGCUGCUAAAGAUAUUCAGUCCAAAAUGCAACGAACCGAAUUAUUUUAUUGGUAA